Molecule: messenger RNA, 981 nt
Organism: Letharia lupina
Lineage: Eukaryota; Fungi; Ascomycota; Lecanoromycetes; Lecanorales; Parmeliaceae
Exons: 1
Coding region: 1-981 (326 amino acids)
Source: RefSeq, a predicted model, not a curated record
AUGAAAUUCACCAAAUCCAAAAAAGAGACCAAGAAGUCCCCCGAAGAAGAAUACGUCGAACGAAUCUCCACCCUCACAGAAAGCGAACUGCGCGAUCUCCACAAAGACCUCAAAAUCGACCAUUAUGUCAACAGCACCGCUGCCGUGAUCAACACCGCAUCUGGCGUCGGCCUUCUCAGCAUGCGCUCAACCACUCGCAGGUACCGAACCGAACGCAUGCAGAUCGAAGCCAUGGAGGCUCGCAUGAACGAAAUGGGAUGGACGGCCCACCCGAAUCGAUACAGGGAUGCGGUGCCGAUUGCGCUGGGAGUCGCCGCCGGGACCACGGCCGGGAUGUCGUUUGGGCUCAUCAAUGUUGAGAAGAAUGCGAAACGUACUACGGACUAUGUGAAGAAGAAGGACCUGUUCAAGACGAAGGAGCUGGUCGAGACGAAAGAAAUUGAUGCUGAGACUGAGACUGAGGAAGCUGAAGUUGCCGAAGAGGUAGAAGUUGCAGAGUCUUCUCCGGAACGCACACAGACUCAUGAAAAGACCACCGAGCCCGUCAUCGUCUCGCACAGUAUCGCCAGAAAACCCGUCCCCGCCCCAGCACCAACCAACACCAUCGCAGCACCUUCGCAGCCCGAAAAUCUCAACACCGCCGUCGAGAUCACCCACGACACCCGCGUGGUCUCCAUAGAACCAACCGCCACCGAACCACCCGCCCCUUCCGUCCAUGCGUGCCCGGCCGCAGAGCCGAAGCCGACGAAGAAGGAAGCGCUCUUCUCCCAGGUCUCCGUCAUGAACAAGAAAAUGCGCAGCUUCGGGUUCAAGAGGGACGGAGAGGAGAAGGAGACGACGGUUUCUGUCGCGGAGAUUGCGUGCGAUGCGCGGAGUCCUGCGAUGGAUGCGGAGGCAGGUGCGGUGGUUGGUCACGGGGUUGUCGAAAAGCUGGAUGGGCCGCCGCUGUACACCGCCGAGGCGGAGGAGUGUGUUGGUUGA